Molecule: messenger RNA, 888 nt
Organism: Anoplopoma fimbria (sablefish)
Lineage: Eukaryota; Metazoa; Chordata; Actinopteri; Perciformes; Anoplopomatidae
Product: ADP-ribosyl cyclase/cyclic ADP-ribose hydrolase 1-like
Exons: 9
Coding region: 16-888 (290 amino acids)
Biological process (GO): positive regulation of B cell proliferation
Cellular component (GO): plasma membrane
Molecular function (GO): phosphorus-oxygen lyase activity; NAD+ nucleosidase activity
Source: RefSeq, a predicted model, not a curated record
CAGGGUCUCACUAUUAUGAGCUCCUCUCAAACAUCCGUGUACUCUGUAAUGAUUAGAGGGACAGUAUGGUUUAUUAUGUUGCUGCUCUGCCCCGGUCAACUGAGAGCACAGCUGGGGACUACCCCCCACAUUAAACACAUUGUGGUUGGAAGGUGCUACGAUUACAUCACACUAGUUAACCCCAGCUUGAGGUUUGACUGUGAGGAGAUCUGGAGACAGUUUGAGGAGUCGGUUGUCCAUCAGUCCUCUUGUAACGUGACGUUGGAUUAUCAUCAGAUGUUUGAUGCGAUUCCACAAACGUUGCCUUGUGAUCGGUGUCUCUUCUGGAGUAAAACCAGGGAGCUGAUGCACAGUUACAAAGCUCAUUUACGUCACUUCUGGACCCUGGAGGACACGCUGGUUGGCUACAUGUUCAACGACCUCGUCUGGUGUGGACAAGAGGAAGACUCCGGUUUUGAUUUCAGUCCUUGUCCGGCGUGGGCGGCAUGUAGACAUCACCCAGUGUAUUCCUUGUGGAGACAAGCAUCGCAAAAUUUUGCAGAAAUGGCAUGCGGUAACAUCACUGUACUUCUAAAUGGGUCCAUCGUCAACGCCUUCAAUAGGAAAAGCAUGUUUGGAAGUGUCGAACUGGACAGUCUGGACCCAUGCAGGGUGGAUUAUGUCAACAUAAAGGUGGUGACCAAUCUAGAGGGACCUUUUAUAGAAUCAUGUAGUCAAGGAUCCAUAGUAGACCUGAUCCAGAUCCUCCAGGCCAGGGGUUUCCGCUGGACUUGCACAGACAACGACGAGACCCUGAUGAUCCUUCAGUGUAUCGUGAACCCCAAACAGUCCUCCUGCCAAAGAUGUGCAAACAGCUUCUCACACAGAAAGGGCCUCACGUUUACCUGA